UUAUUUUAUUCCCAGCUAACCCAAAACCUUAUCCAAUGGACUCUCCUUCUCUCACUCAUAAACCAGACAUCAAUUUUGCUAUCAUUUUACCCCGUUGUUAUUUGUCUUGCCAAUCUCUAUUGGAUUGAAAUAUUAAAUACCAUGGCAGCCAUAAUCCCAUGCCACUAUUGUUCUUCCCUGUCUAUAUCCAAACUACCCAGAAGCCAUAUUCCUUGGGGAAACAUUAGCCAUGUCAAUGCUGCUCGGUGGGGUAGGCAGCUCUCUCUCAGAUGUUCUCUCAAAAGCUCCCAGAAGGCUCAGCUUCAUAAUAAACUGAAUGAAAAGUUAUUUCCCUUUAAGGAAUAUGCAAUCUCUAUUGCUUUGGCGGUUGGAUUGGUAACAGGAAUGCCUUUUGUAGAUUGGUCUCCAAACGCUUAUGCAGCUAAUCCAGCAAUGCCUGAUCUCUCAGUGUUAAUAUCUGGACCACCAAUCAAGGACCCGGGUGCAUUAUUAAGAUAUGCUCUUCCAAUUGACAAUAAAGCUAUAAGGGAAGUACAGAAGCCACUUGAAGAUAUCACAGAUAGUCUCAAGGUUGCUGGAGUCAAGGCACUUGAUUCUGUGGAGAGAAAUGUCAGGCAAGCAUCUCGAUCCCUUGAGCAGGGAAAGAGUGUGAUUAUCUCAGGCUUAGCUGAAUCAAAGAAGGACCAUGGAGUGGAGUUGCUUGAUAAACUUGAAACUGGAAUGGAUGAACUUCAACAGAUUGUGGAGGGUCGGAACAGAGAUGCAGUUGCAACUAAGCAGAAAGAGCUGCUUAAUUAUGUUGGCAGUGUUGAAGAGGAUAUGGUGGAGGGCUUCCCAUACGAAGUGCCUGAGGAAUAUCAGAGCAUGCCUGUCUUGAAGGGAAGAGCAACUGUGGAUAUGAAGGUCAAGGUUAAAGACAACCCCAAUAUAGACGAGUGUGUUUUCAGGAUUAUUCUAGAUGGUUACAAUGCUCCGGUAACAGCUGGGAACUUUUUAGACUUGGUGGAACGGCACUUCUACGAUGGAAUGGAAAUUCAAAGAGCGGAUGGCUUUGUUGUUCAAACCGGAGAUCCUGAAGGUCCUGCAGAGGGGUUUAUUGAUCCUAGUACAGAGAAAACUCGGACAAUACCAUUGGAAAUCAUGGUGAAUGGAGAGAAAUCUCCUUUCUAUGGGACAACUUUGGAGGAGCUUGGUUUAUACAAGGCUCAAACAAGGCUUCCAUUCAAUGCUUUUGGAACAAUGGCCAUGGCCAGAGAAGAGUUUGAGAGCAACUCGGCUUCGAGCCAAGUAUUUUGGCUACUAAAAGAAAGUGAGCUAACGCCCAGCAAUGCAAAUAUAUUGGAUGGUCGAUAUACUGUCUUUGGUUAUAUUACAGAAAAUGAGGAUUCUUUAGCAGAUCUCAAGGUUGGUGAUGUCAUAGAGUCUAUUCAAGUGGUUUCUGGCCUAAAUAAUUUGGUUAAUCCAAGCUAUAAGAUUGCCGGUUAGUCCAUUCAGUAUUUGAUACUGCUUCUAGGAGUUUGGUCUACUUGCAAUGAAAUACCAUGAUAGAUUUUAAGUUUGUGAUCUGUUGAUUUCAUUAAAUGACUACAAGCUUUUCAUCACCAGGGAAUUGUAGCAUUCCAGUUUAAAAUCUAUUCGUUCUUCUCGUUGCAUACUCAACCAUAAGCGUUAUUAUGUAAUUUGUGGCAUUGAAUAAAUUUUCCUCCAUGGUAUUGGACUCA
This is a messenger RNA of Populus trichocarpa (black cottonwood), 1721 nucleotides long. Its product is annotated as peptidyl-prolyl cis-trans isomerase CYP38, chloroplastic. The record is from RefSeq and is a predicted model, not a curated record. NCBI's taxonomy places the organism in Eukaryota, Viridiplantae, Streptophyta, Magnoliopsida, Malpighiales, Salicaceae. Gene Ontology annotation, molecular function: peptidyl-prolyl cis-trans isomerase activity. The transcript has 7 exons. Gene Ontology annotation, biological process: protein peptidyl-prolyl isomerization. The coding region runs from base 142 to 1485 and encodes 447 amino acids.